Molecule: messenger RNA, 5090 nt
Organism: Malurus melanocephalus (red-backed fairy wren)
Lineage: Eukaryota; Metazoa; Chordata; Aves; Passeriformes; Maluridae
Gene: SALL3
Product: spalt like transcription factor 3
Exons: 3
Coding region: 111-4115 (1334 amino acids)
Biological process (GO): regulation of transcription by RNA polymerase II
Cellular component (GO): nucleus
Molecular function (GO): RNA polymerase II cis-regulatory region sequence-specific DNA binding; DNA-binding transcription factor activity, RNA polymerase II-specific
Source: RefSeq, a predicted model, not a curated record
UCCAGCCCCCAACCCCCCUUCCUUCGUUCCCAAUUGCUCCCCCCUCCUUUCCACCUCCACGUCUCUGAUGCCUCUGCAAAAAGCAGAGUCAAGACGGCUCAGUUAGCAGCAUGUCUCGUCGAAAGCAAGCGAAACCCCAGCAUCUCAAAUCGGAUGAAGAGCUGCAAGCAGAGGUAGUUUCUGAGCACGCAGUCCCAGGAGAAGGAGCAGAUGACGGUGAUAGCGGGAACGAGAGCAGGAGCGGAAGCGAAGAAACCAACGUCUGUGAGAAAUGCUGUGCCGAGUUCUUCAAGUGGACGGACUUCCUGGAGCACAAGAAGAGCUGCACUAAAAACCCCCUGGUGCUGAUUGUCAACGAAGAUGAACCAGCUCCACCUCCCACUGAGGAAUUCCCCGAGCCCUCGCCCGCGAGCUCUCCCAGUGACCAGGCAGAGAGUGAAGCUGCUGAAGAAGGCGUCCAGGCAGAAAACAAUGACAGCUCUGAGGUAAAAAACACAGAAAAGGAAGAAGAGCCAAUGGAGGUAGAAACUUCUGCAGAGAAAAGUUUCCAGAAUCAAGGCACCUCAAAAACAGCUACUCCUCUACCUCAGAUCCCUGAACCAUCUUCCAUGACAAGCUAUAACAUGCCAAACACCAAUGUCACACUAGAGACUCUGCUGAGCACUAAAGUGGCAGUUGCGCAGUUCUCACAGAGCGCACGGGCCACUGCUUCUGCGAGCAUCAGCAGCGGGGUGACGGCUGUGGCCAUCCCCAUGAUUCUGGAGCAGCUCAUGGCCCUUCAGCAGCAGCAGAUUCACCAGCUCCAGCUGAUCGAACAGAUCCGCAGUCAGGUGGCGAUGAUGAAUCGCCAGCCCUUGCGACCAUCCCUCAACCAGAUCGUGGCUGCCCAGGGUGGUCCYGGGCAGGCUUCCAACCAGCUGCAAGGGUUUGCCACCAGUGCUGCCGUCCAGCUCACCGCAGUCAUUCCUUCUGCCAUCAUAGGGCAGGCCRCCAGUGGUCAGCCCACUGCCUUUGACGGCUCUCAGCACAUCCCAAGACCUACAUCUGGAACAAGUACACCCAAUAUAUCCAGCGGUGGCUCUUCUGCCCUGCGUGAAUCAGGUGUACCUUCCUCCUCGAACGCAAUUACGUCCAUAACUCCCAUUUCUGUGUCAAAUGCUCCUAACAGUGCUUCGCAGCCCCAGAACGCUUCGACUCCACCUUCAAUAGGACAUGGAAGCCUCACCUCAGUAUCCAGCCUGCCAAACCCACUUCUACCUCAGACUUCAUCUAAUAGCGUGAUCUUCCCCAAUCCGCUGGUCAGUAUCGCCGCAACAGCUAACGCACUCGAUCCUCUGUCCGCCCUUAUGAAGCACCGUAAAGGAAAGCCACCAAACGUGUCAGUGUUUGAACCCAAGUCGAGCUCCGAGGAUCCCUUUUUUAAACAUAAAUGCCGAUUUUGUGCCAAGGUCUUUGGAAGUGACAGUGCUUUACAAAUUCACCUCCGCUCACACACAGGCGAAAGACCUUUUAAGUGUAACAUAUGUGGAAACCGCUUUUCCACCAAGGGCAACCUGAAAGUUCAUUUUCAGAGGCAUAAAGAGAAAUACCCUCAUAUUCAGAUGAACCCUUAUCCUGUUCCAGAAUACCUCGAUAAUGUGCCCACCUGCUCUGGAAUCCCAUAUGGGAUGUCGCUGCCCCCUGAAAAGCCGGUCACAACGUGGUUAGACAGUAAACCUGUUUUACCAACUGUCCCAACUUCCAUCGGGCUCCAGCUGCCCCCCACUAUACCCAGUGUGAACAAUUAYGGAGAUUCUCCAAGUAUCACUCCUAUGAGCAGGUCACCCCAGAGGCCUUCUCCUGCCUCCAGUGAAUGCACUUCUCUAUCCCCGAGCCUCAACACUUCUGAGUCGGGCGUUCCAGCAUCUGCUGAAUCUCCACAGCCUGYUCAGAGCAGCUCAUCUCUGACAAAGGCAGAACCUGUCACUCUGCCUCCCACGAGCACACGGCUCGGGGACCUUUCUGCAGGUGGGCAAGUUUCUACAGCUUCCACAUCUUCAAUUCCUACUGUGGUUACAGAAAGCAGCGUUGCCACCAGCCUCCCAAACCCUGUGCUUCCAGCAGUGUCUGACCAGUUUAAGGCAAAGUUUCCAUUCGGUGGUCUGCUAGAUUCUAUGCAAACGUCAGAAACCUCAAAACUACAACAGCUAGUGGAGAACAUUGAUAAGAAGAUGACAGAUCCAAAUCAAUGCGUCAUUUGUCACCGUGUGCUUAGUUGUCAGAGUGCUCUCAAGAUGCAUUACAGAACACAUACAGGAGAAAGACCAUUUAAAUGCAAAAUUUGUGGACGUGCGUUUACUACRAAAGGCAAUCUAAAAACACAUUUUGGAGUUCAUCGAGCGAAGCCACCACUUAGAGUACAGCACUCGUGUCCCAUUUGUCAGAAGAAAUUUACCAACGCAGUUGUUCUUCAGCAGCACAUUCGUAUGCAUAUGGGUGGGCAAAUUCCAAACACGCCRCUGCCAGAGGGAUUCCAGGAUGCCAUGGACUCAGAGCUUUCCUACGAUGAGAAGAAUGUUGACACACUGAGCAACUUUGAUGAUGACAUUGAUGAAAAUUCUAUGGAAGAGGACCCGGAACUAAAGGACACAGCAAGUGACUCAUCCAAACCCCUUAUCUCUUACUCUGGGUCUUGUCCUUCUUCACCACCUUCUGUGAUCUCCAGUAUUGCUGCUUUGGAGAAUCAAAUGAAAAUGAUUGAUUCUGUCAUGAACUGUCAGCAGCUCACCAGUUUAAAAUCCAUAGAAAAUGGAUCAGGGGAAAGUGACCAUUUGAGCAAYGACUCCUCAUCAGCCGUUGGUGAUCUUGAAAGCCAGAGUGCAGGCAGCCCUGCAAUGUCAGAGUCUUCUUCCUCCAUGCAAGCUUUGUCUCCUGUGAAUAGUAAUAGUGAAAGUUUCAGAUCAAAAUCCCCCGGUCUCAGUAACCAGGAAGAGCCACAAGAGAUACAAUUAAAGACAGAAAAACCAGACAGUCCACCACCCACAACUGAAAAUGGAGGCGCAUUAGAUCUGACAUCCACCAACCCAGGAAGACCGGUCAUCAAAGAGGAGGCUCCUUUUAGUCUGCUGUUCCUGAACAGAGAACGUGGUAAGUUUAAAAGUACUGUUUGUAAUAUCUGUGGCAAGCCUUUUGCUUGUAAGAGUGCAUUGGAAAUUCACUACCGCAGCCAUACUAAAGAACGUCCAUUUGUUUGUACAAUCUGCAGUCGUGGGUGUUCCACUAUGGGUAAUUUAAAACAGCACUUACUGACGCACAAAUUAAAAGAGCUGCCUUCUCAGUUAUUUGAACCCAACUUUACUCUAGGUCCCAGCCAAAGUACUCCUAGCCUGGUCACCAGUACAGCACCUACCAUGAUCAAAAUGGAAGUGAAUGGUCACAGCAAGCCGAUCUCUUUGGGUGAGGUUCCCUCGCUUCCAGCUGGAAUCCAGGUUCCUGCUGCACCACAGACAGUGAUGAGUCCGGGGAUCACCCCUAUGCUGGCACCCCCCCCUCGCCGGACUCCCAAGCAGCACAACUGUCAGUCGUGCGGGAAGACCUUCUCCUCAGCAAGUGCUCUGCAGAUACACGAGCGCACCCAUACUGGUGAAAAACCGUUUGGUUGCACAAUCUGUGGUAGAGCUUUUACCACAAAGGGGAAUCUUAAGGUUCACAUGGGGACUCACAUGUGGAAUAACGCCCCUGCACGCCGUGGCCGACGUCUCUCCGUGGAAAACCCCAUGGCUUUGCUGGGUGGCGAUGCGCUCAAGUUCUCCGAGAUGUUCCAGAAGGAUUUGGCAGCUCGGGCCAUGAAUGUUGACCCCAAUUUUUGGAACCAAUAUGCUGCAGCUAUCACUAAUGGACUUGCUAUGAAGAACAAUGAGAUUUCUGUCAUACAGAAUGGAGGCAUUCCUCAGCUCCCAGUAAGUCUAGGCGGAGGCGCCAUCCCACCUCUAAGUAACCUUACCGGUGGCAUGGACAAAGCUCGCACGGGCAGCAGCCCUCCCAUUGUCAGUCUGGACAAAGCAAGUUCUGAAACGGGAGCCAGUCGUCCAUUCACCAGAUUUAUUGAGGAUAAUAAAGAGAUUGGCAUAAAUUAAAAGCAUUCAUUUCAAAUAACUGUUGGACCUCUACUUGACACAACACUUGUUCUGUUCCAUGUACAGCUUUUGAAGCUAAGCAUUAGUUUCCUGACCUAAAUGCAUAGGUUCCCUUUAAAGUUUUACCCAUAGCAGAAAUACAUAACUUUGUGGCUGCUGAAAAGUUGUCUUGCAAGAUCUGCAUGGUACUUCUUUCAACAGUGAGUUUGACUGUUACUGAGAACUUUUAAACCUUUUAAUUUAACAGAAAAACAAACAAACAAACCAGUCAUGGGAUAACUUCAUUAGAAACAAAAAGAGGCUAGUCUACAUUCACUUUGCUUCUUAUAAAACUUACUAUCACCUGAGAAAGGGGGGCUUCAUUACGGCAUUCUGUCACACUUAUUUGCUGGUUUUGUUCAAAUUAGUUAGCAACUUGGACUAUGUUUUUAGGAAUCUUAAUCUUAAAUAAGUGAUUUAGUACCCCAAUGCUGUGUAUUAUUACAGUAUCCUUGUCUGUAGUAUUUAUAAUGUUAAGAUUAUGCGGGUAACAGACAAUAUACUAGCCCCAAACUUAAAUGAAGCUUUUGUACUGCAAAAUUCAUCUGGCUAUGUGAUUUUUCUUUUUUCUKUUUCUUUUUUUCAAAGCAAGUUUCGUUUUACUAUGAACAAGUGGUUUCUUUCAAUGCAGGCAAAAUUGUGAAGUUUUGUUGGGAAAGAUGGCAUGCUUUUCAUGUGCAAGUACCUGUCAGUAACAAACCUUUUUUUUAUUUAAAUAUUUGUAGCUGCUAUGUGGACAGUUGUUCUAUUAAAUGAAAAAAAAUGUAGUGUGGAUUUUAGCUCAAUGAUUGGAAAACAAGUUACAGACAAACCUUAGCACCAUAAAUUAUUCACAACAUUAUAAACGGUUGUGAGUAAAUACUUCGUGUUAUCAAAGCUGUACAAUAAAAAGGUAAUGUUUGUAUAAUGUGGUUGCAAACUCUUAAUUUAUAUUAU